CGGGAAGUUUGAAUAUUGACUUGUAGGUAGUCGCUCAGUAGUGAUCUCUGUACUUUACACAAACAGUUUGGGGCAGGUGCGCGUGAACGUAAGCGCGGGAGAGACCUAGCUGAGGGACAACGGCUUGAGCGAGACGACAUAUUACCUAUUAGAUUGUGUUUUGUCCCAGCCAUGGGGUCAGCAGAAUCCAGGGAGCAGGUCACCCCAGCACGUCCUCUGCGCAAUCGUCAUCUGUCUAAUGUGAAAGAUCCCCGUUCCCCCACAGCUGGAAUCCCGAGGACACCCAUUGAGGUUGGGGACACACCUCGUAGGACUCAAUGUGAUGAAGAGGUUCAGGAUUUGCCACUGAUGUCUGAUCCACGUUCCCCCACUCAUGGCAUCUCGCGCACUCCUCUAAGACCACCUGCACAUGUUGCCCUGAACCUUCUGGCUAAACAGCUGAGUGAGGUAUUUGUUGCAGAUGACCCUGGUACAGAAGGUGACUUAGUGGUCAGUCCUACUUCCGUUACCGCCCCUGAGGAGCCGCAGACGGAUCCCCCUGCAGAAGAGAGAGUGGGGUCCCCAUCAGUGCCUACUGAUGCACCAGGGGCAGAAACACCUACAGCCCCUACUCUGGCACUGGAAGCACCAUCUCAGUCCACCCCCACUGAGACAAAGGAGGAGAGUGUGACAGUCCCGCCUACACCAUCUGGUGGGCAAAAGCCCAGGUGCAAAUCUCCCCGCUCAGCUGGUAUGAAGAACAUGCGUCAGCGUCCCAGGAAAGGACUUGUCUCCUCGGCUUCGGGACGCUCCCCUCUCAAAAUCCUGCAAGAGGACAACUCUCCAAACACUGCAAUGCAGCACCGACAGGGUAAGAAGCUGCAUUUCCAGCCUGAGCCACCGUCCUCUCUCCGUGCGCUGAAGAUCUCACACAGCAGCUGGGAGAGCUCUCAUAACAAAGAAAACACUCAGUACGGGCAUAGUGAGGGGUAAAGUGAUGCAACCCGUCUGAACCUUGUGUAAAUAUUUACCUGCCUGCAGCAAUGUUUUCUGCUUGUGCACCU
Molecule: messenger RNA, 1043 nt
Organism: Bombina bombina (fire-bellied toad)
Lineage: Eukaryota; Metazoa; Chordata; Amphibia; Anura; Bombinatoridae
Gene: CDCA3
Product: cell division cycle associated 3
Exons: 6
Coding region: 172-972 (266 amino acids)
Source: RefSeq, a predicted model, not a curated record